GCAGUGGGAUUGUUCCCGGAAAUACAUCCCUGCACGUGUAGCAUUUGACAACCUUGAAAAGACUACAAAUACAACUAGCUGGCAGCUUAUGUUUCACCACAGGCAGUACCAGCGAUGCCAGUAACAAGACUACUAUAUCCUCUCUACCAGUUGGGGAACCCUCAGCUGAGGAUCUUCAGACCCAACUGGUUCCUGACUCUGGUGAGGCCGGGAAAAGAGCAGCCUCCGGACACUGUCCAGUUUCGCAUCCCGAUGGUAAUGACCAAGUGUGACGUAAAGAACUACCUGGAGAAGAUCUAUAACGUCCCUGUGGGAACAGUCCGCACCAGGAUACAGUUUGGCUCCAACAAGAAGAGGAAUCACCUGAACCAGAGGGUUAAGCAGCCUGAUUAUAAAGUAGCCUAUGUUCAGCUGGCUCAAGGCCAGACGUUCACCUUUCCUAACAUCUUCCCGGAAAAGGACAACAAGCCGGAGGAGGGCUCCAUGGAGGAGGUGCAGGAGAAGUUCAUGGAGGACGAGAAGCAGAGGCAGAAACUCGACCCCAGGAGAGGAGGGGUCACCGAGUGGUUCGGACUAUGAGACAGCCCACUGACCAGGAACUCUUAUCCACGUAUAUGUGUGCGUGGGUGUUUCAUUGGGAGCAACAUGUAUUGAUUUACAAUGCAACUGUUGUGAUGUCACUUCUAUUUCUGUAAGAAACGCUCACAAGUGUGUAGUAAAGAAGAAUGAGCAUGUGUGUGGGAGACUGGAGACAUGUGUUUUGUGUGUGUGUGAGUUAGCGAGGCUUCAGUCCAGUAACCCGAGCCAGAACAGAAUCGCAGGAGGAGGAGAGUGGCCCGGCUCCAUGUUUCAUGAAACCAGCCCACCGUACAGAAUCUCCAUCACCUCAGAUGACCUCCUCUUCUUCUUCCUCCUACUCUUCCUGUUCCACCUCCUCUUCUUUUCACUCCUCCUUUUUGGGCCCAGUACCUCUGCACCUCCUCUUCUCUUUAUCCCUCCUCUUUCCUCAGGAGUUUCCUUUGCUUUCUCUGUCGUCUGUCUCCUCCAUUGUUCCCCUUUCUUCUCCUUCUCCUACACAGCUCUUCCUCUGCCACACUGGGGAGUGGUAUAGUGUGGUAUCCCUUGUAGCUCUGACUCCCAGCCAGUUGGAUCAGACUACCUGGACAACCCACAUCCUUUCCUCUUUUAUGAGUUUGCCUUGGAUUAAUUGACCACUUUAGGUAAACAACAAUUGAGAUGUUGUUUCAGCAAAGCAACGACAUGGAAUUUGUUGGAGUGUUUUAUUAUUCUGUGGUAGCACCACUUGCCAUAACUCCGAGAGAAGAUUGUACCCUGUGUUUGUGUGUGUGUGUGUGUGUGUGUGUGUGUGUGUGUUUUCCUAACAUAUGGGACUUGCCAGUGAAUCUGUCUAAUUGUAAGUGCUGUUGGAAUAAGAACUAAUAAACGGUCACUUGUCCAAAAGUG
This is a messenger RNA of Thunnus maccoyii (southern bluefin tuna), 1464 nucleotides long. RefSeq names its product mitochondrial ribosomal protein L23 (gene mrpl23). Gene Ontology annotation, molecular function: structural constituent of ribosome. The coding region runs from base 115 to 579 and encodes 154 amino acids. Gene Ontology annotation, cellular component: ribosome; mitochondrial large ribosomal subunit. The record is from RefSeq and is a predicted model, not a curated record. NCBI's taxonomy places the organism in Eukaryota, Metazoa, Chordata, Actinopteri, Scombriformes, Scombridae. The transcript has 5 exons. Gene Ontology annotation, biological process: mitochondrial translation.